Capronia coronata CBS 617.96 is the source of this 798-nucleotide messenger RNA. RefSeq lists its product as uncharacterized. Gene Ontology annotation, molecular function: structural constituent of cell wall. The transcript has a single exon. Gene Ontology annotation, cellular component: fungal-type cell wall. Gene Ontology annotation, biological process: fungal-type cell wall organization. The coding region runs from base 1 to 798 and encodes 265 amino acids. NCBI's taxonomy places the organism in Eukaryota, Fungi, Ascomycota, Eurotiomycetes, Chaetothyriales, Herpotrichiellaceae. The record is from RefSeq and is a predicted model, not a curated record.
AUGGCGGAAGUCUCUCAGAUCGGAGACGGCCAGAUCCAGGGCGGGAUGCACACGAUCACCAUGACCAUGACCAUGACGCCCGUGUCGCAGAUUGGUGACGGACAGAUCCAGAAUCCAGCCGAGACAACAACCACAACCACAACAGACUUAUCCACCGUCUCGCCGCCACCGGGAUCUUUAUCGGCACCUUCUACUCCUUCGAGAGGUCCUGCUGCCACACGGAAACCUCCAACAGUCAUCGAGCAAGCAUGCGGCUUUGAAACGAGGCCAAGCAUACCCUUUACAUUUACUUUCCCAUCAAUCCCAAGCCCCAGCACGAGUGAGUCUCCAACAACAUCACCGACAACGUCAAUGAGUGAUUCUUCAAUGCCAACCCCAACUACAUCCCCCAACACGAAUCCAAACGUCAACUCAUCUUCAGGAUCAACCUCGACCUCUAACAAACUACCCUUUGUCUCCUGCCUCACAAACUCCACCCUCCGCCUCGCCCUGACCGACGGCACUCUUCUCGACUCGCGCAACCGAACCGGCUACAUCGCAUCGAACUACCAAUUCCAAUUCGACGGCCCACCACAGUCCGGCGCCCUCUACACCACGGGAUGGAGUAUCUGUCCUAGCGGUCCCGACUCUGAGGGGUCGACUCGGUCGUCGUCGUCGUCGCUUCCCACUCUCGCAUUAGGCGGAAACACCACGUUCUGGCAAUGUCUGAGCGGUGACUUUUACAAUCUGUACACGGAGAACUGGGCGGCGCAGUGUAGUCCUGUGGAAUUGAGGAUUGUAUCGUUGGUUGAGUGUUAA